GCCGCAAGGCCGGCCUUUCUGACCGUUGACCCGGAAGCGCUUAUGGCAGUGUCUAGGAAUUCGGGAGCACACGAUGGUCUUCCUUACCACGCGGCUCUGCCUGCGAAACCGCCUGACGGACCGCUAUUGGCGGGUUCAGGAGGUGCUCAAACAUGCUCGGCAUUUUAGGGGAAGGAAGAAUCGCUGCUACCGGCUGGCAGUCAGGGCGGUGACCAGAGCCUUCGUUAAGUGUACGCAGGCUCGCAGACUGAAGAAGCGGAACCUGAGGACUCUCUGGAUUAAUCGAAUUACAGCUGCCUCCCAGGAACAUGGCUUACAGUACCCAGCAUUCAUUGGCAACUUAAUUAAGUGCCAGGUGGAGCUCAACAGGAAAGUACUUGUGGACCUGGCCAUCUAUGAACCAAAGACUUUUAAAUCUUUGGCUGCUUUGGCUAAGAGGAGGCAGCAGGAAGGAUUUGCUGCAGCUUUGGGGGAUGGGAAGGAGCCUGAAGGCAUCUUUUCCAGAGUGGUGCAGUACCACUGAAGUUUACAUUGCAAUGGAAAUUGUUAUAAACAAGAUAGGAGCAAAUGGAUUGUGAUCAGAAAGUCUGAUUUGUAUUUAUUUACAUUUUAGUAACAGGCUUGAGAGAACAUGUUUUUACUCAAUGACACAGAUCCAAAAUUGUCCUGUAAAGAUUGUACAAAUAAAGCCUUUGCAGUGUUCAA
Psammomys obesus (fat sand rat) is the source of this 705-nucleotide messenger RNA. RefSeq names its product mitochondrial ribosomal protein L20 (gene Mrpl20). The record is from RefSeq and is a predicted model, not a curated record. Gene Ontology annotation, cellular component: ribosome. Bases 74 to 523 code for a protein of 149 amino acids. The transcript has 4 exons. NCBI's taxonomy places the organism in Eukaryota, Metazoa, Chordata, Mammalia, Rodentia, Muridae. Gene Ontology annotation, biological process: translation; ribosomal large subunit assembly. Gene Ontology annotation, molecular function: rRNA binding; structural constituent of ribosome.